Molecule: messenger RNA, 1610 nt
Organism: Drosophila montana
Lineage: Eukaryota; Metazoa; Arthropoda; Insecta; Diptera; Drosophilidae
Product: venom serine carboxypeptidase-like
Exons: 2
Coding region: 169-1605 (478 amino acids)
Biological process (GO): proteolysis
Molecular function (GO): serine-type carboxypeptidase activity
Source: RefSeq, a predicted model, not a curated record
CAACUAGUUCAUUUGUUCAGCAGCGGAACUACAUAACUCUUACAAAAAGAAUCGUUACUUGCGCUUUUUCAACACCAUUUUUGCCGGCUCAGACGAUUUUCUAUUUUCAACCCGAGCAGCAGCAAAAGUGCAAAGUUAGCUUAUCUCGCAACGGCUCAGCUCGUAACAAUGAAAAGCGCAAUUCAUUGCGUGCUUUUAAUUAUCGCAGCAGCAGCUGCUGUUGCCGCCGCAGAUCGGCCGUAUAGGCGCAGCUUCAUCAAUCCGUAUCCGCGCUUUGAGUACUUUAACGAUGGCGUCGAUCCGGGCCAGCCGCUCUUCCUAACCCCGCUGAUCCACAAUGCCACGCUGCCCAAGGAGCAAGUGCGUCAAUUGGCGCGCGUUAAUGGCACGCAGUUUCAUGGCGUUGAGAGCUAUUCGGGCUAUCUGACCGUGGACAAGGGCUACAAUUCGAAUAUGUUCUUUUGGUAUUUCCCAAGUGAAACGGAUCCGGAUUAUGCGCCCGUUGUGCUCUGGCUGCAGGGCGGACCCGGCGCCUCCUCGCUGUUCGGCUUGUUCACAGAGAACGGUCCGCUCCAGCUGGACAAGCAGGCCAAGCUGCAGAAGCGCAACUAUACUUGGAGCAAGACGCACAAUCUGAUCUACAUUGACAAUCCCGUCGGCACCGGCUUCAGCUUCACCGAACACGAUGAGGGCUAUGCGCGCAACGAGAAGGAUGUGGGCCGCAACCUGCACGAGGCUGUGAUGCAGCUGUACGAGCUCUUCGAGUGGAGCAGCAACGCGGGCUUUUGGGUCACGGGCGAAUCGUAUGCCGGCAAAUAUGUGCCCGCUCUGGCCUAUCAUAUACACAAGGUCCAGAAUUCCAUUGACGCGCGUAUCCAUAUUCCGCUCAAGGGCGUGGCCAUUGGCAACGGGCUGUCCGAUCCGCUGCACCAGCUCAAGUAUGGCGACUAUCUCUACCAGCUGGGCCUGAUCGAUGACAACGGCCUGAUCCAGUUUCACGAUGCGGAGCAAAAGGGCGCCGAGUGCAUCGAGAAGCGGGACAUGAACUGCGCCUUCGAUGUCUUCGAUUCGCUUAUAAACGGCGACAUGACCAACGGCUCCAUCUUCAGCAACCUGACGGGCUACAGCUGGUAUUACAACUAUCUGCUAACGCAUCCGGAUGGCUCGGAGGCCAAGCUGGGUGACUUUCUGCAGGCAGGCGCCACACGUCGCGCCAUUCAUGUGGGCAACAUGACGUUCCACGAUCUGGACAAGGAGAACAAGGUGGAGAUUCAUCUGAAGGAGGAUGUCAUGGACAGUGUGGCACUCUGGAUAGCUGAGCUCCUGGACGACUACACCGUGUGCAUCUACAAUGGCCAAUUGGACAUUAUUGUGGCCUAUCCCUUGACCCGCAACUAUCUGCAGAAACUAAAGUUCAAAGAUGCAGCCAAAUAUAAGAUCGCACCUCGUGAGAUCUGGCGCAUUGAUGGCGAGGUGGCCGGCUAUGUGAAGCAUGCCGGGCAUCUGGUCGAGAUUAUGGUGCGCAAUGCCGGCCACAUGGCUCCGCACGAUCAGCCCAAGUGGCUCUACGAGAUGAUCAAUCAUCUGACUCACUACAAGCAUUGAUAAUU